AUGCACCUCGGCCACUACGAGCCUGACGAAGUUGUUGUCAAGGUCAGUGACAAUGUCAUCACCGUCCGGGCUGAGCACGAAGAGAAGUCGAAAAACAACUACUCGUUCAGCAGGACGGUGCGCCAGAUCACGGCGCCGGAGGAUGCGAGGGUGGACCAACUAACCUCGCAUCUAACCAGCUCGGGUCAUCUGAGGCUGGAGGCUCCUCUCGCGCAGAAGCCGGUGGCCAACAGGGCGAGGAACAUACCCAUCACGAUUGAGGGCCCAGCGCAUGGUGAAGAAAAGAAGGAGGAGAACCCGGUCCCGAUGCGGAUCACCUACAAUGUCGACAAGGACGGCGGGGACAAGAAGCAUUAA
This is a messenger RNA of Pollicipes pollicipes, 357 nucleotides long. RefSeq names its product heat shock protein beta-1. Bases 1 to 357 code for a protein of 118 amino acids. NCBI's taxonomy places the organism in Eukaryota, Metazoa, Arthropoda, Thecostraca, Pollicipedomorpha, Pollicipedidae. The record is from RefSeq and is a predicted model, not a curated record. Gene Ontology annotation, cellular component: cytoplasm; nucleus. The transcript has a single exon. Gene Ontology annotation, biological process: response to heat; protein refolding.